Messenger RNA from Lingula anatina, 1035 nucleotides. RefSeq lists its product as uncharacterized. The record is from RefSeq and is a predicted model, not a curated record. NCBI's taxonomy places the organism in Eukaryota, Metazoa, Brachiopoda, Lingulata, Lingulida, Lingulidae.
AUGGCUGCAUUUGUAAGUGAAUGUCCUGACGAGCAGGAGAUGCGGCGUAACCUGCUGGAGGAAUUCCGAUCAGUUACUUUAUCACAGGCGUACCACAAAAUUUGGUUUACCUUAUGCAAAGGAUUGAAUGAAGGCAGUAGAAGGUUUCCCGACCAAUACAUAGACACAUGUAGUAAACUGUGGGACCUACUGACCCAGUCAGAGAUACCAUCACCAGUGCGCAUCAUGGACUUCGGAGGAGGAACGGGAGAAACAACGGAGCCCAUAUUCAGAAAAAUGGAAGCCCUUAAUAAGCAAAUGUUCAUUAGCGUGGAGGAGCCACACGAGGAUUAUCUGAGAAAAUACAAGGAGAUAAUAAAUAACAUAAGCAAGGCCAGUAUUGAUAUUACCUAUUCCGGGCCAUUUCAAGACUACUAUGGGCAUUCUGUAGAAGAUUUGAGGGCCAAGAAAGCCUAUCCACAACACCUACAGGACACGGUGCUAGCACUACACGUCCUAUAUCAUCUGACAAGUAUCUUCGAUGAUCCAUUUGAUCCAUACGAGAAUAUGAAGCAAGCCAUCUUUGCAAUGUAUGCCAUUCUUAAACCAGGAGGGCAGAUGGUUAUAGUAUUAGCUAACCACGCAGUAAAUAUAAUUGGAUCCGCGUCUUUGAAGUGUUUCGAGGUUCUGUUUCCACAUACGUUGGGAAAUCAGAAGUUGCUUUUUGAAGUCUGGCAAAAUCUUCUGUUUGAUGGUGGUAUUGCAGACGUACUAGAUGCUUCGUUUCCAAAGUUUAGGGCAAUAGUCCAACAAGAAAACGUAGUCGACCACGUUGUUUUGCCGACCCUGGCAGAGGUUGGAAUCGCUGCUUCUAUAUGUUGUUUACUUGGGUUAUGUGCAGACAAGUCUCCAUUCGAUCAACGUGUUGUCCAGUUCUGCAUGGAUUACGUGAAGACUGACGGAUAUAAACAUGGCCUGUACCUUGACAGUGAGGGGAUGUGGGUCUUUCCAAUGAAAACUUAUUACAUUACUAUCCAAAAAGUCGCAAUUGAGUAA